CACGAAGGUAUUUGGCUUGAUUUCACCAAAGAGUUGUUGCUCUUUGUUCGUGAAAUUCCAUUGAUUUCAAGUUUUUCCUCUUCUUAAUGCCUCCAACAUACUUUCCUCUCCGGUGGGAGAGCACCGGAGACCAGUGGUGGUACGCUUCCCCAGUCGAUUGGGCCGCCGCCAAUGGACACUACGACUUGGUCCGUGAACUCCUUCGCCUUGAUGGCAACCACCUUAUCAAACUCACCUCUCUCCGCCGUGUCCGCCGCCUCGAAACUGUCUGGGACGACGAAGAGCAGUUCGAUGAUGUAGCCAAGUGUCGCUCAGAAGUUGCGAAAAAGCUACUUUUCGAGUGUGAAAACAAGAAAGGGAAAAACUCUCUCAUUCGAGCCGGCUAUGGCGGGUGGCUUCUGUACACCGCCGCCUCGGCCGGAGACUUGGGUUUUGUUCAAGAAUUGCUGGAGAAAGACCCAUUGCUAGUUUUCGGAGAAGGCGAAUAUGGGGUCACUGAUAUACUAUAUGCAGCGGCUAGGAGUAAGAAUUGUGAAGUUUUUAGGCUUGUGCUUGAUUUUGCUGUGUCGCCAAGGUUUUUUUCUGGUAAUGGAAGAGAAUUGGAGGAACAGAUUGGGGAUAUUCCUUCUGCUUAUAAGUGGGAGAUGAUGAAUAGAGCUGUUCAUGCUGCUGCAAGAGGGGGUAAUUCGAAGAUGUUGAAGGAGCUUCUGGGUGGUGAUUGCUCUGAUGUUUUGACAUAUAGAGAUAUUCAGGGCUCUACUAUCUUGCAUGCAGCUGCUGCCAGAGGACAAGCUGAGGCAGUUAAAGAUCUUGUUGCAUCUUUUGAUAUCAUCAACGCCUCAGACAAUCAAGGCAACACAGCAUUGCACUUGGCUGCAUACAGGGGACAAUUGGCUGUGGUUGAAGCCCUAAUUCUUGCAUCCCCUUCAUCCAUCUAUUCCAAAAACAAUUCUGGAGAAACGUUUCUGCAUAUGGCCGUUACUGGUUUCCAAACUCCUGGCUUUCGAAGGUUGGACCACCGGAUUGAGCUCAUGAAGCAAUUAUUAGGUGGGAAAAUUUUCAACAUUGAAGAAAUCAUUAAUGCCAAAAAUAAUGAUGGUAGAACCACUCUUCAUUUGGCCAUCAUGGGGAACAUUCAUUCUGAUUUAGUAGAAUUACUGAUGACUGUCCGUUCAAUUGAUGUUAACAUCCGUGAUAUAGAUGGCAUGACUCCGCUUGAUCUCAUUAGGCAACAUCCACGGUCUGCAUCAUCGGAAAUACUGACCAGACAGUUGAUCUCAGCUGGUGGAAUCUUCGGUUGUCAGGACUAUUCGGCAAGAAAAAUAAUUGCUUCCCAUAUAAAGAAGCAAAGUAUUGGAGGCAGUCCAGGAACUUCCUUCAGAAUCUCUGACACAGAAAUAUUUUUGUACACAGGCAUUGAGAAUGCAUCAGAUGCCAGUGGUAGUGCAAGAUUGAGCCCAUAUUCAGCAGAACUGAGUCAACAUGACUUGACCAUGGAGAACCAAAGUCCCAACAAAGAUAAGAAACCAAGUUCCGCAAAUUCUGCUGCGCACCAUUUGAAACGCCUGCUCCAAUGGUCGAGGAUGAAAGAGAGAAAUCCCAAGAGGCUUAAGGAAAUGGUAGAUCGAAAAUCAGUGAAUGUCCCACAAGGAACUCCAAUCCCCCUUCGGCAAAGAUUUUCCAAGCCUUCAUCAUCACUUACUAACAAGCGGACACUUUCUGCUAGGAGUAAUCUUCCUAGUCCAACUGCCAAAAAGAAACUUGCUACGGGGCUGGUGCACGGCGUCAUGCAGGCUAUGCCACAUCUAAAUGUUCCACGUCGAUCACGUUCUAGUUCCUUCUCCAAAUUAUCGGUAUCUUCACAUAGUUCAUCGGAUAAGCAGAAAGGUGUCUACAUUGACAAUGUUACAGCAGGUCCAUCUUGCUCUACUCAAACACAUAAUGAAGGAACACCAACCUCCAUUUACAGAGAAGGGUCGAUCAACAAGAGGCUGAUGAAUCAAUACUUCUGUUGUGGUGCUCCUGGCAAACCUGUGAAAGCACCAGCUGCCAGGCAGCAGCCAUAUGAGAUUUACGACCAUUUUGUUUCCUCAAUGGCUUGAUUAAUUGAAUUAGAAGUGAGACAAUUGGGUAGUCAAGAGACGGAAAGACAAAGACACUACCUAGAUCCAUGCAGCCUCGUGAAUUUAGUAAGUAAUCAAGCCUCGUUUCUGUUACUGAACAUUUUUCACUUUGUAACAUGUCACCUGAUAUGUGUGUACAAUAUGUUGUUGUUAGCUUUUAACAACUGUCUGUCCAAACCAAGUUUUAUGCUAUAUCUUGAGGCAUUUAUCCAAAGGAAAUGUAAUAUCCUGAGCCAUGUAGGCUAGCAUAUAUCUUUGGACCUCAUCCUACUAAAUGGUCCAAUCCAAUGUCUACCAUGGUUGGAUUGAAUGCUAACUGUUCUAAAACGGUUAGCUCAAUCAAAAAAACAAAAUUGUGUUUGAUGGUAAUAGUAAAUAAAGCAAAACCUAACUUCGAGCUGUGAAAC
This is a messenger RNA of Ilex paraguariensis (yerba mate), 2530 nucleotides long. Lineage: Eukaryota; Viridiplantae; Streptophyta; Magnoliopsida; Aquifoliales; Aquifoliaceae. The record is from the annotation of a GenBank genome assembly.